GAAUUGCCGGAAAGAACAAACAAAAAAAGGCGCUGGUGUAGGCUCCAAAAUAAACAUCUGAAUUCAUGAUGGCAUCGACAGAGGCUCUUAUUGGAUUAAAAGUCUCAAAACAAACAAAAACGCUUUGGAAAAAGCAGGGUUGAAUGCCUGCUUACACCCUCAGGCACGACCAUGGAGAAAAGUGGGAACAUACAACUGGAGAUCCCUGACUUCAGCAACUCUGUCCUGAGCCAUUUGAACCAGCUGCGCAUGCAGGGCCGUCUCUGUGACAUCGUGGUCAACGUGCAAGGACAAGCUUUUCGGGCUCACAAGGUGGUCCUGGCUGCCAGCUCCCCCUACUUCCGGGAUCAUAUGUCCUUGAAUGAGAUGAGUACUGUCUCCAUUUCAGUCAUCAAGAACCCGACUGUUUUUGAACAGCUCCUUUCUUUCUGUUACACGGGGCGGAUAUGCCUGCAACUGGCAGAUAUCAUCAGCUACCUGACCGCUGCCAGUUUUCUGCAGAUGCAGCACAUUAUAGACAAAUGUACCCAGAUCCUGGAGGGCAUUCAUUUCAAAAUUAACGUGGCUGAGGUUGAAGCCGAAUUAAGUCAAACGAGGACCAAGCAUGCAGAGGGACCUCCGGAGUCUCACAGAGUUACACCAAAUCUAAACCGCUCCCUCAGCCCCCGACAUAAUACCCCCAAGGGAAACCGGCGAGGUCAGGUGAGUGCCGUCCUGGAUAUCCGGGAGCUCAGUCCUCCCGAGGAGUCCACCAGCCCGCAGAUAAUUGAACAGAGUUCUGAUGUAGAGAGCCGGGAACCCAUUCUUCGGAUCAACCGAGCAGGACAGUGGUACGUGGAGACAGGGGUAGCAGACCGAGGAGCCCGGAGUGACGAUGAAGUUAGAGUCCUGGGAGCAGUACACAUCAAAACGGAAAAUCUAGAGGAGUGGCUUGGGCCUGAGAAUCAGCCUUCCGGAGAAGAUGGGAGUAGUGCAGAGGAAGUCACGGCCAUGGUGAUUGACACCACAGGCCAUGGUUCUGUAGGACAGGAAAAUUAUACUUUAGGAUCUUCAGGAGCCAAGGUGGCUAGGCCAACAAGCAGUGAGAUUGACAGAUUUAGCCCCUCUGGCAGUGUUGUUCCCUUGACGGAGAGACACAGAGCCAGAAGUGAGUCUCCUGGGAGAAUGGAUGAACCUAAGCAACCCACUUCCCAGGUAGAAGAGUCAGCAAUGAUGGGAGUAAGUGGCUAUGUGGAGUAUCUCCGAGAGCAGGAAGUAUCUGAGCGGUGGUUCCGGUACAACCCCCGUCUCACCUGCAUCUACUGUGCCAAAUCUUUCAACCAGAAGGGGAGCCUGGACCGCCAUAUGCGCCUGCACAUGGGGAUCACACCGUUUGUCUGCCGCAUGUGUGGCAAGAAAUAUACCCGGAAAGAUCAGCUGGAAUACCACAUCCGCAAGCACACAGGCAACAAGCCUUUUCACUGCCAUGUUUGUGGCAAAAGUUUCCCCUUUCAGGCCAUCUUGAAUCAGCACUUUCGCAAAAACCACCCUGGCUGUAUACCCCUGGAGGGGCCUCAUAGCAUCUCCCCUGAAACGACUGUCACAUCUCGGGGACAAGCCGAGGAAGAAUCACCUUCACAAGAAGAGACAGUUGCUUCUGGGGAAACUGCCCAGGGCUCUGUGUCCACUACUGGACCAGAUUGAAACAGCGAGGGGUAGGGGGCAGACUCUCUUCCCCUUUGGGCCAUAAGUAACCAGCAUCAGGGCCAUGGACUGGUACUUAGAUUCACGAAAUGCCACAUCACCAGAUCAGAAGAUGCUCCCAAGAUGUUGCCAAACUAGAGCAUCAGCAACAUACACAAAAGCACUAGAGGCUCUUCCCCUCUUUCUUCCCACCUCACACUUGGAAAAUAAUCAAGCAAAUCAGCUUUCUAAUUCAGGGAUCAACAGCCUUGGUUUGUUAACUUUAUAAAAGUUUUUUUAACAAAACAGUGAUAAAUGGUCAUUUCUCUACCAGUCAUGUUUGAACACUGUACUUUGGUCCAUAUCACCCUGGUGGCUGUCAUCGCCCAGGUAUAAAACAAAGCAGGAGCCUUGGUCAUCUGAACCAGCCAGCCACGAGAGAGAAGGAAGCCAUCGUGAUGGUGAUGAUAAGGGGGAGUUUCUCUUCUUCCUUCCCUGCCAGAACUUGCAGUUUCAUAUUUCAAGGGGAAAAAAAAAAAGAAUCCUGGUAGUUCUUUUCGUUUUGAAAGGUUAGACUUAAUCUUUGCCCAGGCAGGGCACCGGAUACUUUGCCUGAUUGUUUCACGUAAGCGGCCAUCUUGGAGCAGUAUUCUAAUGGGCAGCAUCAUCUGAAGCACUUUAGGCACCUGCAAGUGAAAUGAGCAGCGAUGUGUUUACAAUAGGUAUUCCUGCAUUUGGGGGCUUGAGUGUUGUGUCGAGGAAGAAGGGAGCAAGGGAAGGAAGUGUUUUUGUUUCGCAGUUACUGAAUAUCAAAUAACACAGAGCCAGCUGUACUGCAACUUCCUGAUCAGUGUUUGUAAGCCAUAAUGCUUGCAUAUCUUCGGGUGUUAAGAAAUGGCUCUAGUCCAGAUGGAUAAACGUGUAAGGCUGACUACCAAAGUUUCAUCUAGUCUCUUUGGCUCCUAGUUUCACAUAACAGCAAUAUUAUACAUCAAAAAUGUCACUUUACAGUGAAAUGAGCCUGGAUUCUAUUUUUAAAUUCACAGGUCUCCAUAUUUGAUAACUUUUAUAUGACGUUUUAAACAUUUUUUCUGCAAUAUUGUGGUUGUAGAAAUUCAAUACUAUGGUUCUUACUGCAACCACGAUUCCAUUUCCUCCUGCAUAUGUGAUAGUUUAUAUUUUCAGUCCAAUAGAAGAACCUCACUAAUCCAUGUCUUGCGUGUGCAAACCUAGUAAUUCAUAAACCAACCGUUAGCAAAUUGCUGGUGACUCCAAGAGAUUUGCUUUUUAAUAAUACACUACAGGGCAUUUAUCAGAAAACAUCAUGCACAAUCAUGUUGCAAUAAAUUGAUCAAGGGGAUCGAUUUUAAUCAGGUUUGGUUACUUAAUCAUUCCUAAGAUUUUUGAAACUUCAAGGGACCUUUUGGUAAUUCUGGGUAUUUCUGAGAUUCUUAAUCCAGCACCGAGAGUCAGAAAGAAUUUACCAAACUUAGAGCUUCAGAUGCCCUGUCUUGCAGGCAGAGAAUGAAGGAGGAUCAUUAAGGGAUGCAGGCAAGUAGAUGCUUACAAGUUACAGUGCAAAUAGAAAGGAGAAAACUCUCUGGCUUCUCGUAAUUGAUCAUUGAUUUCUUAGAGAGUAUUUAAAUACAUAGUGGUAUAAGAAAUUGUUUUGGUACAGGGGCAUAGAUGAUUGUAAAAGAGAUUUGGGAGAGGGUUUGAUCAUGCCUGCACUGGUGGUGAGCCAUUCAUGAGAACAUUAGUGGUGCGCCCCCUUCCUGAGAAUGCUUUGGUUAUGUGGAAAAGUGGGUAGGAAAGAUGGCCUUGCUUUGAUGAUCAGAAGUUAGAAUGCAGAGGGUAACUCUUAAGCAAUCUGAGACCUGUACAUAUACAUACAGCUGUACCAUAUCACUAGUGAAUGGUUCUUUUUCUCUUCUGGAAAAACAAUGCGUCUUUUAACAGGAAUGUAAUGAUGCUACUACUAUUUGAUUAGCGCCUACCCUUAAAAGUCACGUUGAAGCCAUAUUUUGUCUUCAGAAAACAGACUGUGGCAUUCUCUUUAGUUGGGCAAUAGCAUGAUAGGGUGAAAACUGCCACCUCAGGCCGUCUUAGGGAGCAGCUGUGCUCUGUGGCAUGGAAAAAGUGGAGCUGAAAUUAGACUGAAAUCUUUGAAGAAGCAUUUCAGCUGGCAAUCAAGGUUUUUGGUGGACAGAUUCUGCCAUUACUAAAUAGGCAGGGAGGUGAGAGGUACAGAAUACGCUGCUUUAGAAGGACUGUUUAAGCCUACCAAAAAAAUGUAGGUCCAUCCUACUUUUGAGAAGAAGUAUGCUGGAAAGUUCUGUAUUGCUUUGUUAGUUUUUUAGAUGUUAUAUGAGAAAAUAGAGCUUUUAAAACUAUUACCAAAUUGUAAAAGUGAGGUGCAGUCAUUUCUGUGAAGAGGAACUUCUGCAGCAUUUGUCAGUACUCCAUCCAGGGUGAGCAACAGACAUUUUAAGUGAACUAGGGACUGUUUGAUAGAUGUGGAAAUACUGUGAGGGUUUGAUGGGUUACCCCCUCCUUUUUUAUUCACUGCUAACAGGUUUUUGCUGUAUCUAUACUGUGAAUAGAGUGUUUUUUCGGUCAUCUAGGACCACUUCAGCACAAUCAUGUUUGCUGGUUCUCUCCUCUUAAUUGGCCUAGUGCAGAGCCAUGAAAUUCAUGAAAACUCAAACCAGCCUAACUUUUAAACAGAUUUAAGUUUCUGAAAACAAUUUCUCCAUUUUAGUUAGAAGAGAUAUUAUUAUUCUAAAUAACUAUCCAAGAUUCUUAUCCAGGUUCACUGUGACAUUGUCCUAGUUCUUAGCUAACAUCCUUGUAGGGACAUAGGAGUUAGUAGCAUUCUAUCUACAUUAAUGAAUAGCUCUAUAGGUAUGUGCACAGAGGAUACCUCUCUUAAGGAUGUACUGAAUGGACUUUAGCUAAUGCUGAAAACUCAUUACCAAAUUUUAACUUGCACAUGUCACCUUGUGAAGGGAACAGCAUUAGCAGUGAGAGCUAAAUCAUCAUUAAAUACUCUAAUGCCGUGAAAUAGCAAACACUGGGACUGUUUUCAUUUGUUGAGUGGCCCUUAAUAGCAAAGGAGCUACCUACUAUUCUCAGCAAAAGACGAGAGAUGACGUUAUCUACUUUCACUCUAAAAGGUACCUUUUAUUUCCUCUCUCAGAAUUCUGAUACCAGUUUAAAAUACGGCAUUGGCAUGAAAAGUAAUAUUGUACUUCAGGCAGAAGGCUCUUCCUAAUGACUUGUUCUCUCUUUACUCAGAACCGUAUUUACCUCUGAAAAGAGUUGAGUUUCUGUGAGUUGCAAACUACCCCCUAGUUAUUUGUUAUACCAGAGGGUCAAAGCUAGUCUUGAAUACGUAAGCAUAAAUUAGUUCCUGAAGGAUAAAGAUUGGAAAACAAGGGAGAUAGCAGUUAAGGGAAGUUUUUGGUAUUUUUUUAGUGUUUCCAGUUCCCUCUAGAUCAUUGAAACAGGGUUUUCCAAAGAUGGCAUGACAAUAGAAAUAAACCAUUUUCCUACUAACUUCAUAGUUGAAAUCUGACCUUGAUUGGAACUGGUUUGAUAGAAGAGUGAAAUAGUGAACUUCAUCCUUAAUAGCUGAAUAGUCUUUGGUCAGGAAAUAACUUUUAAAAGGUUUAGCUGUUUCUUAACACUAAUUUUAUUUUAACUGGUAAAAACAACAUUUUGUUUGACUAGAAUAUCUAAUUUAAAGAAAUGAAAGCAAUGAGCAAUAGAAAGGAAAUUAAAUUUGAACAAAGAUAAAAAGUCUUAGUCAUAGUGAAAAGGCAUUUAAUCAGGGAGGAGUUGGAAUCUUGGAAGUUUUUAUUUUUUCAGCUGUAACAGGCAUGUGGAUUUUUUUGUUUUGUUUUUUCUCUUCCUCAGAUGUUCUCCUUAUCUGUGUAUUCAUUCAUUCAGUAUUUUGGUUGCUGAGAUUUAGAAAAAGAACAAGUAGCAAUUAAGUCAGGUAAAUCUCUCCAUUUGAGAGGAUGCCCUAAGGGGGCAAAGUAUAUCUCUAGGAUUUAGGAAUUAGAUCAAGAUUCAGCAAACCCCAGUCCCCAAGCCAAAUCCUUAGGUCACCUUUAUGUAUAAAGAAAGUGGUAGUGGAAGAGAGCCACACCUGUUCAUUUAGGUAUUAUGGCUACUUUGUACAGUCAUUGCAGAGUUGACAGAGACAGCAUGGCCUGCUGUCUGGCUCUUGACAGAAAAGGUUGCCAAGUCCAGAAUUAUUAAUAGAUUCGAAAGAAUUACACCAUCCCCCUCAAUUUGUCACUCUUGUCAUUUUGCCUUUAUAACAGGUUGGUUGAGGUUUUAAGUUUGUACUGCCGUGUAUGCAUCAGUUUCUUGAAAGAGGUUGCCAUCUUUUUCUAGAUCCUUGUCUCAUUUAUGCUCCUUCUUGAAUCCCAGUGCAUUAGAGCAUUUAGAGCAGGCCUUAUGAUUUGUCCUUGCCUUUAAGGUAGAUGGCAGUCCACUCCAAUACUCUUGCCUGGAAAAUCCCAUGGACAGAGGAGCCUGGUAGGCUGCAGUCCAUGGGGUCGCAAAGAGUUGGACAUGACUGAGCGACUUUACUUACUUACUUAAGAUAGAUUAAGUUGAGGAUGUUAAUUACAGAUUUAAGAAAGUAAUUUUUAAAAAUAAUUCCCAUAAAAAAAUAAUAAUUCCCAUAAAUGAUAACAUACGGUUAAAUGAAUACCAUGUUUAGAGAAAAUACUGGGGAAGAGAACUAAUGUUUUUAUAAGUAAAUUUUGCCAUUUCUCUAAGUUAACAUGAUGAUGGCAAGACUGGAUUUAUUCCCACUAGUAUUAAAAUUAAUUUCUCUUAAGAAUAAGGGGUUUGAUUCCUAUCCAAAGUACAGUUUUUCUAGAUUAGAAACUACCCAUUUCUUUACUAUAAAUCUUCAUUUUAAUUUACUCAAGUAAACUCACUCUGUUUUAUAUGGAGUAGUAAAAAGCCAAAAUCUUCCUUUUUUAAAAAAAAAGAAUAUUUUAAAACUUAAAACAUCUGAAGACUUAAAGUUCUUUUUAGAACUAUCUCCCAAUUUCUGUUAUUGUUUGUAAUUCUCAAUAUAUAUUGGGACAUUAUAUCUUUGCUUUGUGAAUGUUCAUUCCUACUGUUCAAUUAGUUUAUGCCAGAUGUGGAAAAGUAAAUGGAAAAUGUUAGAAUGAUAAUAAACGUAAUUCCUUGGAAGAGGAAAGUAUAAUGGCUCCGCAUCUGAAAAACAGUGCAUGGACCUCUGAGUUAAACUUAUCUGGGCAGAGAGUUCUAGGCCACGCUCAUACAGUGCAGUGAGUUUGAUUCUUACUUUGUUGUGGUUUCUACCAACACAUGUAAAGUUUGGAUGAGUGACCUGACCGCAUGCAUAUACAGCACCUCUUCACUAUACAUUUUAUUCUUAAGGUUGCCUUUUUCUAAGGUGGAAAUUAGGUUUUAUAUGUUAUACCCUCCGAGUAAUAGAUAACCUUCAUCUAGAAGGUUCCAGAAUAUUUGCAUAGGUCAGAUCUGCUUUGUCUUGGAGCACUUGUAUUAAUAAUGAGUUCUUGAGAUUUUAGAGUGCUGUUUUCCUGGUUAAUUUGGGAUUCCAGUUAAUCUAGGGUAUAGGACUUGGGAAAGAAAUUGUAUUUAGGUAGUCCAGUGAAUCAUUUGCAUAUACCUCCAUUUGAGGUCUUGGUAACAGAUGUCAUUUAAAUAAGAAUCUGUUGAAAAUAAUGGAGUUUGCCAAGCAUUAUGAGUUCUUUGAUAACUGUUAGUCUUAAUGUGGUUUCACCUCCUUUGCUUUCUCGUGUCUUUCUGUUUUUCACUCUUUUUAUUAUUAAGUGGUGCUUUUCCUAGGACCAGUCUUUUUACUUUGCAUUAAGUAACUUUUCUUGCUCAAGACAAACCAGAGUUGGAUAGUUUCAUACUUUCAAACCUGACUUAAUUACAUUCCAAAAGAUGUAAUUGUUGAUAGGAACAGUGAAAUCAAAACCUACAAGCUAUCUGUACAUACUAUCUGGUUUUGUGUAGGCAGACUAUCUUUUCCCUCAAUUGUGAAAAACAGCAGUGACUUAGAAGGCAAGCAUUGCCUGAAAUAUGCAUUAUGUUCACAGAGGGUACACAUAUAAAUAAAUUUCUUAUCUUACAUCUUCCCCCUUAUCUGUAUAAUAAAUACCUCUCAUCGUAAUGUAAUUAAGAAAGGUCCAUUAGCUCAAAUAGUGGAAGCUUUAAACGCAAAGCUUAGUUAAGCAGCUAAGGGGUGGAAAACCACUUUUCUAAUGCUUGCUUUUUUAUGUUGACUCAGUAAGUCCUGUUAAGGAAACUAGAAUUCACCACCCACUUAAGAUAUUUGUUCAGCAUCUCAUAUGACCAACAGCACAAUAUAAUAUACUGUGAAUCUUAGAAUCUGAAUUAAUCCAUAGUGCCGGAAGUCAAAGUAUAUAUCUCAUGGGGAAAUGUUUCCUAUCUUGUGAAAUCACUUAUAUGGCAGGUAGCAAGAGGAGAAUCUGUUCUAUUAAGUACAUUUUCGUUCCAUUAACUAAUUUUUGGUACCAGACGGUGUGCUUGGAAUUUGUAUAGCAAAACUGAUUUUAUACAUAGUUUAGAUGUGGCUUCCUGUACUUGAGAGUAUUAAACCCACUUGGUUAGAGGCUGGUAUACAUGUUUCAAAGCCCUGAGGGUCAAAAAGAAGGGGACAGAAUUAACCACACUAAGUGCUUUAGAGACAUAACUGCAGUUAAUUCUCAAAAUAAUUCUCUGAGGUAGGAACAGAAGUAGCUAAAAAUUACUGACUUUGAAUGUUAACUAUGUGUUAAGCACAGUUUUAUGUGCCUCACAUUAAUUAACUCUGCUACUCCUUAUGAUAAACACAUUAGAGUCGAUGCUGUUACUAUCCUCACUUUAAAAAGAAACCGAAAAAAAAAGAAAAGAAACUGAGACCCAGAGAGGUUGACCUAGACAGUCUUUCACUAGACUUGACACUCUUAAUGGACUGUGUUGGCCUUUAACAGGUAUAAUUAUACCAUAUUUUAUAGAUGAGGAAACUGUUGAGCCUAAGAUUACACGAUCGAUAAAUUGCAGAGCCAAUAUUUACCAAUCUGAUUCCAAAGCCCAGACUAUCUCCAGUACAUCAUGUUAACUCUGUUUACUUAACAGAGUUGUAGUGAACUAGAAUAUACCAUAGCCAGUAACAGCACUGCUUUUAGGGAACUUUUAAUUCAGGAAUAAGUGAUCAGAAGGUUUCUCCAAGAGAUAAUGCAGUUGAUUUCGAGCAGAUGUUGAAUGGUGAACAUUUUCUGGGAAUGUUGCCCACCAAUUUAGAGGAGUCCCCCAUUUGGUGGUUCUAAUUGUGAACAACUGCUUGAGUUACUACUACCAAGGCAGAAAUUGAAAGAUGGCAUUCCAGUUACCUGUUGUAUGUAAUGAACUCUCUAAAUCUCAGUGACCUAAAACAGCAACUGCUUUAUAUAUCACAUGUUGUGAAUCAGAAGUUCGGGAAAGGCUUGUCUAGGCAGUUUCAUGUUCCCUGUGGUGAUGAUUCAGGUCAUCUGAUAGUAUUUAGCAGGUGGUUGGACUGGUCAGGGUGUCCAAGGUGAGCUCACUGUCCCGACACCUUGGUAGAGAGGACUGGAAAACUAGGCCCAGCAGGCCUCCUCCCCGUCUCUGGAGCCUCGGGACCCUCCAUCUGAUCUCUCCAUCAGAGUAGUCAAAUUUAGGAGAUGGCAGCUCAGGCCUCCCAAGUCCUCUUCAAGGCCAGGCCCAGAGCUUUCAUAAGAGUCAUCACCACACACUAUUGGUCAAAGAAGUCACUGGUCAGCCCAGAUUUGAAGGGAGAAGAGAUACCUUACCAGUUGAUGGAAGAUGUGUCAAGGAUUUGAGACCAUCUUUAAUCUGUUACAGGCAGCAGUAGGUGUUUUGGAUUUGUCUUAACUUGUGUGUUCAUUUAGGUCAGUUGUUUGUGCCAUAAGAAACCAUUUCUUCUACUAGCCAUGGUUGGAAGAAGCUAGAAGGAGAAUGAAACAAAUACCUGGAACAGAUUUCAUUAGCUUCCCACCCCCAAGUUUCACUUAUAGCAAAAUUUCCACAUUUUCUUUUGUGCACGUUCCAAAUUGUUUGCCCUUUUUUUUUUUUUCCCCCCCUGUGAAGCAACAGUAACUGUCGAUUCUAAACCAGAAGUAAUCUACAGAGGGAGUAAAAACCUUGCUGUUACAGACCUUGGUUUAUUAGAGAUGUCAGCUGUAGUUCAUUUUCAAAUAGGCAAAAACUCCUGUGGUGUGGAAAAUUCAUAUGGCUGCUAAAUCUGUUUCAACAGGAGUUUCUAUUAAGUGGCUAGAUGGAUUAUAUUUUUGACAUAAUUGAAAAUUUUGCCUACAUAUACUACAUCUUUGUUCUGUGUUCAGUCUCUCAGUUAUGUCCAACUCUUCUCAACAACCCUUUGGACUGUAGCCCACCAGGCUCCUCUGUCCAUAGGGAUUCUCCAGGCCAGAAUAACUGGAGUGGGUUGCCAUUUCCUCCUCCAGGGGAUCUUCCCGACCCAGGGAUCGAACCCUCAUCUCCUGUGUCUCCUGCACUGGCAGGCAGAUUUUUUACCACUGAGCCACGGGGGAAACCCCCUACCUGUCUUUACUGCCACCUCCGGCACAAAUUUGUGCUGGAGAAGAGGUUCAUUCCAUUUAUAUUACCUUCCAUUUUGGAAACUCUCUCGCUCCAUUUUAUAGUUGUUAAUCCUCUAAAAUUAUCAGUUGCUACUGGCUUCUGUUGACUGAAAUGACAGAUCAUGUAAGUGUUAUGAUUUGGGGUUAGAUUUGUCAAGUUUAGGGUGCUUUACCUCCUGCUGGCUUAUAAAAGGACUUCUAUUGCUUUCAGAAGAAAUAAGGGCAAAGAAUAAAUUCUGUUGGAAAAAUGAUCAUCCCCAAAUCAUCUUUCUAAGAGAAGAAAGGUUUGGUGUUAUCUAUCCAUUCUAUCUGCAGUGGUUUCUUGGAGAAUUAGUUGUGGGGGCUUCUUGUUGGUCUAUCCCAAUUAGAUCAUAUAGUUGAAGGGAUCUCUGUUCUUGGGUCAGGCCUCAGGAAUUACAAAUACAGGAAAUAAAAGGGGUACUCAGGGCUGAAAACUUUAAUUUAGGAUUCUAGAAGAUCCUGGGACAGGAAAAAAGGACUUUGGCAUUUGUGGUUGAAUAACCAGAUAUGGAAUGUUUGAGUCAUUUAGGCAUCCGUAUUAAUUAGAUUUUAUCAUACAAUGAUUGGGGCAAAUUUUGAUGAAUAAAAAUCAGUGAGCCUUAACAUUUUCCACUCUGCUGUACCUCAAAGUCUGCCCAUUAUGACAGAGAAAACCUUUGAAAAUAUAUUCCCAGGGAAUGAAAAAUUGAUUCUAGGUACUUUUGCUCUAAGCAUCUUCGCCAUAGACAUCUCUGCUGCAGACAUUUUCACCUUAAUUACUAAUUCACUGCAAGGCAAUUUUCCCGUAAAAGAUAAAAUAGUAAAAAAUAAAAGAGGGAUAUUAAAGAGGACAUAAUGAAACAUGAUAAAUGAAUGACAGUUUUUUUUUUUAAACUUAAAAGCAAAUUACAAAAUAUUUGAAUACAUCUAAAAUGUGUGUAGUUCAUGGCAAUUCUGCACAAAUAACUGAUUUUCAUAUUUUGUGUGUUGUACCUAAGCAGUUGUCUUCCAGGUCUUUCAUUCUUAGUAUUGAGUAUUUUGAUCAUCUCCUCAUCAGCAUUGUGCAUUUUCUUUUUUCUUAAACUUCUUACUUCAUUGAGAGAGGUGUCAGUUUCCAAAUAACCAGGAUGCAUAUUCGUAACCAUGCUUUGUAUCACAUCGUGAAAGCCUCUGCACUAUUGUUUGUUCUUGGCAUCUUGUCAUAUGUCUGUUCAUACUUUCCAUAGUUGUAUAGGAAAUGUGGGUUCAGCUCUGCACCUUUGAGACUUUUGGCCUGUUUAUCCUCCAGUGUAGUUUGUUUCAAAAUAAGAAACCAACUCAUGGGCCAGUCAUCAUUAUCUGUCAGUUCAGUAAAACCAUCAGUAAUGUCACUAACUGGGAGACACGCCUGUCAAGACCAAACUAUCGAAGCAAAAACUGUUAUCCAGUUAUUUUAUCUUUUGUGGCAAAAUUGUCUUAUGGCCAAUUAGUCAUGGUGCAAAAAUGUUUGCAGCAAAGCAGCUCAGGGCAAAAAUACUGGUUACUUGAAAAAUCUUUGAUAAUUUAUGAAGAUGCCUCUCGUUCGGUGUCUUAUAGCCCUUUGGGCCCUCCUCUAGAUUCUCUGACUCUUAAAUUUGAAAUCAUCUGGUGGUUGCACAAGAACUAAAUACAGUUGACUCUUGAACAAUGUGGGAGUUAGGGUGCAACCCUCUGCAAGUGGAAAAUCUGCCUAUAUCUUAAUAAUUGGGCCUCUGUUUCUGAGGUUCCUCUGUAUCUGGGGAUUCAACCAACUGCUGGAGGUGUAGUAAUGUAGCAUUUACUAUUGAAAAAAACCUGGGUAUAAGUGGACUCAUGCAGUUCAAACCUAUGUUGAUCAAGGGUCAACUGUACUAUGGUCUCAAGUUGAAAAAGAGGACAAAGAAGAAAGGGAACCUGUAGAUUGACAAAAUACUUAUUUUUUCUUUUCAGCAUCAUAAGUCUAAACCAUUAAAGCUAAUAACAACUACUUGAGAAAUUCCUAUGGUUUAUAUUUCUGCAUUUAGCACAUCUUAAAGCAGAUGUUUUUGACAUAUUUGAAGAUGAUCUACUGAGUUUCCUGUAAAUUAACAGAAUCCUAACUCUAGUGGUUCUUAAAGAGCCAUUGCAAAAACAGAAUUACAACACAGGGAACAAAGCUUAAAAUGUGUUUCCUCUGGAAGCCAAGAUGAUAAAGCAGGGGUCACUAAGAGUGUGGCUGAAAUCCACUUCGAGAAUGGCUAUCAGUCAGAUAGCAAAGAUAUGUAAAAUUUAUAUGGUAUUUGCUAUUUUUACAAAAAUUAUUUUAAAUCAUGUAACUUGAAAAGUGAGCCUGUUUUCUUUUUGGAAAAGUGGGCCAAUAAAAAUAAUACUAAUAUAAUUCAAUUGUAUAUGCAUGUGCAUUGGACACAGAGUGGUAUACUAAAGAUAGUUCAUGCAAAUAACUUUUGUGGGAAGUUUGGCUAUUUUCUUAAUAUCUUUUUUUCAGAAAUGUGUGUUUAUAAAUAUAUUUACUCAUCCACUAUAACCUUGGUAGCUUUAGAAGCAUUUUGUUAGCUAUAUCAUUGAUUAUAAAAAUCAAUUUCUUGGCAUAGUAGGCUAUGAGAGCUUUUAGUUGCUUUGUUUGUAUUUUGGCUAAGAAAAUUAUUUCUCGCACUUUGUAUUUAUAAAGAUGUUAUAACACUUUGCACCCACUUAGCGCAGCUGUUCUUUAGUGACAAAAGAUAUAGGCGUUAAAGUGAAAUGUAUGUUUAGAAGCCCGGCAAAAGGAGGGCUCUCAAAAGAACAAAUUUGGCUUGAAUCUACCAGAGAAAAGCUGGGGGUUAAUAUAAAAUUUAGGUUGAAAAUAUCUGUUGGAAUAGGUGUGCAGUCACUGCAAGUUGCAAUAUCAUUAUAAAUUGCCCGCUAUAUGUUUGUGAUUUGAUGCAUGUGUGUGAGAAAAAGAUGUCUGAUGAAGGCAGAUAAGUUAGUGUAGAAACUUCUACCUCCCAUUAAAGACAGAAUAUUCCAAGUUUGCCCUGUAGCCCUUUACGCAGGAGGCUGGAUUCCUCAGCCACUGUCCACCUCAUUCUCUUUUGUACUCGCUUUAGCUCCUCUACCUCUGAGCACUUGGCUGCAGACAGUGUAGCUUUCUGUAGCAAGCACAGGAAAGCUAGACCCGAAAUAGAGAGGCCGCAGUAUCUCACUUCUCAAUGUCAUCUUCACUUGUAAAUGUUUGGUUUUGUUGCCCAAAUCAGUGUCAGAACACUUGGGUUUAGUGCUUUUAUCCACUGGCCUCUGUUUGGCAAGAGUAGCCCUUGGAAGUGGAGUUUUUCUGCUGUUUUUUAAAGAUGCACUCAAUUCCUUUUAAUGAUGUGAAAAUUUUGUUUGAAUCCUGAGCUUUUUUAAAUUUUUUAAUUGCCAUUUGCAGCCCAUUUUGGGGACUGGAAUAUCAACCAUAUUUUCCUGAUGUUGAGCCUUCUGCCAGUAUCUUGACAUGCAGUUUUGCAUGACCUGGAUUUUUGGAUGACCUAUUUUGCUUUUAGACACUCUGAAAUUCUUCUCUUUAUAAUGCCAAGAAUGUUACAAUAGUUAGGAUGGCCUAUUGUGGGUGUCAGGAAAUUCAGUUUCGGUAGUAAAUGCCACUAGGCAGACCACCUAAUCUUUAAAUGCAGUUGGAGCAUUCAGCUGAUUUGCUUUUGGGGGCACACUAGUCCACUGAGCCAAAUCAGGUUACCUAGCUUUUGAACAUUUGUUACAGUUGAGAAAGGACUUUUGGGCCUUUCAGAAAUAUCCCGGAAUGCUUUCCACCUUUUCAUCCAAAGGCACUGGUUAGAAUGGCUGCUUGUGAUGUCCAAACAGGGACUUGCGCUGGUUAGGAGUGAAAAUGAGAGAGUGAUCCAUUUGCAGACUUUUGAGAGUUUCACAUCCAUGUUUUAGGUACUAACUGAUAACUGUUUACUUUCCUGUUGACUGGAUAGGGCAAGUGACAGUACUGACAGUGUGAAAUUCCAAAUUCAAUAAGCAGUACUCAUUGGUGACGACUGAUGUAUUAGUCGUCUAAUAGUAACCUUCAUCUGUGUAACAGUAUGAAUUCUGUAAGGAGAUACUAAAAUCAUGUGAAUCUGUUCACCACAGCUAUCUUUUUUCUAACUACAGAAUAAUUGUCAGCCUAUAAGCCAUGCUACUAAAAACCUAGACUCAGGAACCUGCUUAGGAAAAUUCUUCCUUCUGGCUUAUCUUUUAUUUGUGCCCAGAGUCUUGGCCUAGACCUGUCCCCAGCUGUUUUGCUACAAACACAUACUUAAGGUGCAGUCUUACCUAAGUCAAUAAUACACUGUCAGCCAUGCAGUCUGUUUUACAGCCAAAGUGAUUUAUUGAAAUGCAAAACAAAAAAAGUGAGAGAUGCUAGGUCAUUUCUUGGAGGCAUGUUGAAUCAAUCUAUGAAUCUGGGAGGAAGCAUAGAGUCUUAUCUUCUAUCUGGCUUGGGUGGACAGUGACUUUAAUGCUUUCUGUUAAAAUACUACAGAGCUAGUUGACCUCGACCAGUAGUUCUCAAUUUUGGCUGCACAUUAGAAUCACCUGGGGCUUUUACAAAAGGCCA
Molecule: messenger RNA, 14898 nt
Organism: Dama dama (fallow deer)
Lineage: Eukaryota; Metazoa; Chordata; Mammalia; Artiodactyla; Cervidae
Gene: ZBTB37
Product: zinc finger and BTB domain containing 37
Exons: 4
Coding region: 172-1683 (503 amino acids)
Biological process (GO): regulation of transcription by RNA polymerase II
Molecular function (GO): DNA-binding transcription factor activity, RNA polymerase II-specific; RNA polymerase II cis-regulatory region sequence-specific DNA binding; protein binding
Source: RefSeq, a predicted model, not a curated record